Molecule: messenger RNA, 1168 nt
Organism: Monomorium pharaonis (pharaoh ant)
Lineage: Eukaryota; Metazoa; Arthropoda; Insecta; Hymenoptera; Formicidae
Gene: Prosalpha3
Product: proteasome subunit alpha type-4
Exons: 3
Coding region: 186-959 (257 amino acids)
Biological process (GO): ubiquitin-dependent protein catabolic process
Cellular component (GO): cytosol; nucleus; proteasome core complex, alpha-subunit complex
Source: RefSeq, a predicted model, not a curated record
CAUCGAGUUAGCAGUUCAUCGAUAUCUCUAUCGAUUUUGCGACUUUUGAGUAAUCGAGAAUUCCAUAUCCAAUUCUAAAUCAACUUGCCAAUCAUUCUUCGAGCCGAAUUGUCACAGUCGGACUCCUGAGCGGUAUUUUCUCGAGACAACUGAAGACACUUUAAUUAUAUAAAACUUAUUGCAAAAUGGCACGUAGAUAUGAUACACGUACAACAAUUUUCUCGCCAGAAGGGAGACUCUAUCAGGUCGAGUAUGCUAUGGAGGCCAUAAGUCAUGCUGGCACUUGCCUUGGCAUAUUGGCAAACGACGGUAUUCUGUUGGCAGCUGAGAAACGUAACACGAAUAAGCUGUUAGAUGAGGUGUUUUUCUCUGAGAAGAUCUACAAGCUGAACGACGACAUAGUGUGUUCUGUAGCUGGCAUAACAUCGGAUGCGAACGUCCUGACAAACGAGUUGCGUCUAAUCGCACAGAGAUAUCUUCUGCAAUAUGGUGAGGCCAUACCCUGUGAGCAGCUCGUCUCCUGGCUGUGCGACGUUAAGCAGGCGUACACUCAGUAUGGUGGAAAACGACCUUUUGGCGUGUCUAUUUUGUACAUGGGAUGGGACAAGUACUAUGGCUAUCAGCUGUACCAGUCUGAUCCCAGUGGGAACUAUGGUGGUUGGAAGGCAACGUGUAUUGGGAAUAAUUCGGCGGCAGCGGUGUCAUCCUUGAAGCAGGAGUACAAAGAGGGCGAGACCACUCUGAAGGACGCAAUGGCACUCGCCAUCAAAGUACUCUCUAAAACAUUAGACAUGAAUAAACUAUCUGCUGAGAAAGUGGAAAUGGCAAUAUUGACACGUGAAAAUGGUAAAACAAAGACGAAAAUACUGCCGGCGAAUGAAGUAGAUGCCUUAAUUGCGGAACACGACCGGUUAGAAGCACUGGCAGAGCAAGCAAAGAAGGAAAAGCAAAAAUCGUAGAAUUUUAUAUUACAUAAGAGGAAGAAUAUAAUUCGCUGUGAUGAUAAAGUUCAUUGUAUCAAGAAGAAAUUAAUUUACAUCCAAUUCAAGUGUUUGUAUUACUUUAAAUUAUUUCCUUGCCGCAGGAGUCAAUCCUUAUCAAUGAUAGCAUUAUCAUCUUUAUUACGAAACGACGGUUAUAAUAAGAUUAAAUGUUUUUUCAUAAAUUA